AUGCCGCCGCAAAUCAAGCAGGACCUCAACCGCUCUGGUUGGGAGUCUACUGACUUUCCGUCCGUAUGCGAAAGCUGCCUUCCCGACAACCCAUAUGUUAAGAUGCUGAAGGAAGACUACGGCGCCGAGUGCAAACUUUGUACGAGGCCCUUUACCGUCUUCAGCUGGAGCGCCGACCGCGCCCAUGGUCGCAAAAAGAGGACGAACAUCUGCUUGACGUGCGCACGACUCAAGAACUGCUGCCAGACAUGCAUGCUCGAUCUCUCUUUCGGCCUUCCAAUCGUCGUCCGAGACGCCGCCCUGAAAAUGGUGGCACCAGGUCCCUCCUCCGACAUCAACAGGGAGUACUUUGCGCAAAAUAACGAGCAAGCAAUCGAAGAGGGCCGCGCUGGCGUCGAAGAGUAUGAGAAGACCGACGAAAAGGCGCGCGAGCUCCUGCGCCGACUAGCGACAAGCAAGCCGUACUUCAGGAAGGGCAAGGCCAUCGAGGGUGCGGACACCGAGGGCCAAGGGGGGUCAUCUAGAGGAGGAGACCCUGCGGUAGGUGCCGGCGUUGGCGGUGCUGGUCCGAUCCGCACCAGGGACUCGAGAGCCGCGGCUGCGGCAGGUGCCCGGCCUGGAGGCAGAGCGAAACAGGCGUUUCCCAGUGCUGCGCAGCUGCCCCCCCGGCCCUCAGGACUGGAUGCCUCCUCAAGAUAA
This is a messenger RNA of Verticillium alfalfae VaMs.102, 699 nucleotides long. Its product is annotated as pre-mRNA-splicing factor slt-11. Gene Ontology annotation, cellular component: U2-type catalytic step 1 spliceosome; Prp19 complex; U2-type catalytic step 2 spliceosome. Gene Ontology annotation, molecular function: U6 snRNA binding; pre-mRNA binding. Lineage: Eukaryota; Fungi; Ascomycota; Sordariomycetes; Glomerellales; Plectosphaerellaceae. Bases 1 to 699 code for a protein of 232 amino acids. The transcript is spliced from 2 exons. The record is from RefSeq and is a predicted model, not a curated record.